Cottoperca gobio is the source of this 3392-nucleotide messenger RNA. RefSeq names its product F-box and leucine-rich repeat protein 13 (gene fbxl13). Gene Ontology annotation, cellular component: SCF ubiquitin ligase complex. The record is from RefSeq and is a predicted model, not a curated record. The transcript has 18 exons. Gene Ontology annotation, biological process: SCF-dependent proteasomal ubiquitin-dependent protein catabolic process. NCBI's taxonomy places the organism in Eukaryota, Metazoa, Chordata, Actinopteri, Perciformes, Bovichtidae. Gene Ontology annotation, molecular function: protein binding.
CUCGAUUAUUCCUCACUAAUUAUUCUAUUAGACUUUGUAAAUGUGUCAAAGACAAAAUAUGGCUUUAGCAAAUGCAAAACACUGCCCACUAUAUAAGGAAGUGGAAGAGGUUCGCUACGCAGAGUAAGAGAGGUACCACGGAGCUGCCUCUGAAGAUGGACAUGGCAAAGAAGCAUUAUGAGAAGAAAUGCCAGUGGGUUGUACUCACCAAAUGAUCAAACUGUGGGAAAUUACACAAGAUACAGGCCGUUGCCAUGGAGAAACUUGAGAGACUUGUAAACACUGGCCGCCUUAGGCGCAUCAUAGCCGCAUGGCGUAUUGUUGCAAAGGACUCAAAGAGGACAAAAGAUUUCUUUGAGAGGCUGGAAAUGGGGUUUAAAGACAUCAGCAACAAAGUCCUCCAAAUUGGGGAAGGAUGUGACGUACUCUCCAUGCUACCUAGCAGCCUCUCACUGAAGAUCUUUCGAUAUUUAAAGCUGCGAGACUGGCUCAAUUGUGCUGAGGUGUGUUGCACAUGGAAAGCUAUCACCCAGUCAGGCACACUGUGGAGUCAGAUCAACUUCUCUGUGGAGAAAGACUGGAUAACAGACAACACAAUGAAGCAGAUUCUGCAGAACUAUCGCCCAUUUGUGAUCCAUCUCAACCUGCGUGGCUGCACGUCUCUGAAUUGGCCCAGCUUGAAAUGUAUCGGUGAAUGCAGAAAUCUCCAGGACCUCAAUUUGUCAGAGUGUUUUAAUGUUACAGAUAUGAUGGUUCAGAGAAUUGUCGAAGGCUGUCCCUGCCUGCUCUACUUGAACCUUUCCUGCACACUUAUAACAAACAAAACUCUACGGGAACUGUCCAGGAACUGUCUCAACCUUCAAUACCUGAGUCUGGCCCACUGCUACAGAUUCACAGAUAAAGGGUUUAUGUACCUGACCACAGAGAAGGGCUGCCACAAUCUCAUCCACCUUAACCUGUCCGGCUGCACUCAGAUGACUGUAAAUGGGUUCAGAUACAUUUCUGCCGGAUGCCCUUCACUCAAGGAGAUUGUAAUCAAUGACAUGCCCACGCUGUCAGAUAGCUGUGUCUUGGCUCUAAUUUCCAGAUGUCGCUGUCUAUCUGCCAUUUCUCUGCUGAAUGCUCCUCAUCUUUCCGACGUUGCCUUAAAAGCCAUCGCUGAAGUUGCCAAACUGAAGACUUUUAGGACAGAGGGUAACAACCAACUAACAGACAUCAGCUGGAAGGCCCUGUGCAGCAGCUCACAAGGCCUCCGCAGACUCCACGCUGCAGAAUGCUCCAGAAUGACUGACGUCAGCCUCAAAUCUGUGGCCAACCUCAAGAACCUGCACUACCUGGACAUCUCAUUUUGUAACAAGGUGAGUGAUACUGGGAUCCAGUAUCUGAGUGAAGGUUCCUCAUCCGCCAAACUGAGAGAGCUGAAUGUCAGUUACUGCAGUCACAUCACUGACUUAUCUGCCAUGAGGAUUGCACAAAGGUUCUGUAAACUGAACUAUCUGAACUUGAGUUAUUGUGAGAGACUGACUGAUAUGAGUCUGGAGUGGCUGAGUGGGAGCUCUGUCUGCUCUCUUGAUAUCAGCGGUUGCAACAUCCAGGAUCGGGGGCUGGCGGCUCUUGAAGGAAUUCGCUUGAAGAAGUUAGUUGUUGCAGAGUGUAUCUACGUCACAGAUAUUGGCAUGGAGAAGCUGUGCAAGAACGUGAGAGAUUUGGAACAUGUUGACGUGUCUCACUGUGUAGCUCUGUCAGACCCGGCCAUCAGAGCGAUUUCAUUUUACUGCAGAGGUCUAGUCACUCUGCGGAUGUCAGGUUGUCCCAAGAUGACAGAUAUGGCUGUGCAGUAUCUGACAAGUGGAUCUCAGUACCUGCGAGAACUUGAUGUGAGUGGCUGUGUUCUUCUCACAGAUCGCAGUCUGCGACACAUCGAAAGGAUCUGUCCUCCACUCUGUUCCAUCACGAUGGCCUGCUGCAGCAGCAUCUCCAAGGCGGCCGCCUUAAAGCUUCAGCCACGUGUGGAGCACUGGGAGCACAGCAAUGACGACCCUCCAUACUGGUUUUGAUACAACGUGGGCCAAAUAGUGCAUCCAAUCACAAGACUCAUCAAGACUGAUGACACCUGGGAAGUGUUGGAACAGCACUCAGUGAUAACAAAGCAGCAAGUACAGAGAAGAUAUAAAUGGAUCUAAAGAAGUAAUGAUAUUGUGAAAAAUAGAGCAGUAAGUAAUCACAGCAACCAUAAUUUUGGGACAUUAUUUCAAAACCAAAAGAGCAUCUUCAACAAACCAUUUGCAUGAUAGAUACACUUCAGAUAAUCCACACAAAUAUUAAUCACAUGUUUAACUAGAAGGGCACCGUUUUAAUAAGUGAAAAAUAUAGUGUGUAUCUACUCCAUGAUUCGGAUCCACUCAAAUGUGUUAUGGGUUCUUACUUGGACCAUGGACCUUGGACACCCUUCCACCAAGUUUCAUGAAAAUCGGCCCAAUAGUUUUUCUGUUGACAAACAGACAAACGAACCAGACUACAAACAGAACCUCUUGAUGGAGGUAAAAAUCCAAAAUCAUUAGUUAAAAAUCUGAUUAAGACUCUCCUGUCUGGAAAGAGACAUAGCACUGUUUCAGCGACUCACUGAUACAUAAUAAUAAUUGGUUACACAUUGCCUUUGACCCUGCGAGGCUCCAGUGGGUUAAUUCUGUUGGAUAACCAGUGUAUUCACAUUUGUGAUUUCCUCUCUUAACUUCUAUGUAUUUUAUAUAUAACAGUAUAGAUUUGGGUCCCUAAUCAUUUUUGUUUUAUAGUAAUGAUAUUGUUUCCCCUCUAUAAUUUAGUAUAUUUUAUUUAUACAAAGACAACACACUUGUGUAUUGCUCCACAUAAGUUUUAAGGUCUGAAACAACUAUAGGGAUGUUGUUAAAAGCUAAAUGUUCCAGUUUUGGCCUUGAGAUAUAUUCCUUAGAUGGUACACACAUGGAGAAACCGUCUGUCUUAAAAUCUUGGAAUCCAGAUUGAGGAGAAUUUUGAUUUUAAAAAUGACAUGUAUACAAUUUACAGCAACAACAUCUCUAGCACUAAGACAUCACAGUGUCUAUUUAUUUAAGAAAUGUACUUUUAUAUACAUCAAAUAACAAAGCACUUUAUAUUGGAACUUUCAGUCACUCACAAUUUCAACAUUUGGAUUUGAAAACUUGUUAAAAUUGAUUGUAUUUAUUUUACAAUUCUACAUUUUGUGAUUAACAUUGCUUUGUCUAUGUGGUGCAUUUAGUGUUUCUUUUCCUUUUUAUAGAAAUAUUUGUUUAUUUAUACUCUUUAAAUUAAAGAACUGUAUUCUUUAUACUACAAUUUUGGUUUGUCUUUUUUUUUUAUGUAACACUUUGUAAUUGCAUUUCACUUGGUUUUAU